Molecule: messenger RNA, 633 nt
Organism: Coniosporium apollinis CBS 100218
Lineage: Eukaryota; Fungi; Ascomycota; Dothideomycetes
Exons: 2
Coding region: 1-633 (210 amino acids)
Source: RefSeq, a predicted model, not a curated record
AUGGUCAAGGCUUUCGUAGUAGAACCCAUUCGCGAAGCCAACGGAGAUAUAUUGAUAGCGCUGUCGAAUCGCAAAUGCGACCACCUACAUCUUCAGAGCACCGUACUAAAGCACAGCACAUACUUUGGUCCGCGUCUCUCUGGCCGCUGGUCAAAUACGGCGUCCUUUGAGGUCGUCCACCCUUGCACGGGCGAGUCGACGAAGAUAUGGAAGUUCGGCUUGGUCGGUGACGGAGACGACGCGGCUUGUGCUGAACUCCAAAAGGCGGAUCUGGCUAGUGGUACGUGGAUGCUUCAAAGCGGAGUUCCGGACGCAGACUUGCCAGACUGGGUAGAGAUCAAUGAGUCCCAUGCCGACAAGCUCAGCCACGUGUCGUAUUCCUAUCCAAGCAUUACCGGCGAGCGGUUCUAUCGCUCGGACUAUGCAUCGGGCUUCCCCAUGCGGGGUGAUGCACGUUACUUCCCUCUCGGACAACUGCAGCGUUGGGCCGUCAUCGCUCACAAACUCCUCUUUCGGCUCGUCUACGGGCUCGACAUCGAUCUACGCGCGCUCCCGGCCACCGAUGCAGUCGAGGUGCUGGCCGAUGUUGUAGCUUAUGAGGUCCCAUCUCGCGGAGCUCACGUCGUCACGUAA